This is a messenger RNA of Actinia tenebrosa (Australian red waratah sea anemone), 1661 nucleotides long. RefSeq lists its product as uncharacterized. NCBI's taxonomy places the organism in Eukaryota, Metazoa, Cnidaria, Anthozoa, Actiniaria, Actiniidae. The record is from RefSeq and is a predicted model, not a curated record.
GUGUGGUUAUUUUUUAAAUUUAGCCCGUUUUAAGUAUUUUUCCCCCAACAGUAAGAAAUAAGAGAAGGUUGGUGACUCGGGAUCCCAACAGCGAACCAUCACGAGUCUUUGAAACCUCGUACGUCUUCGAAUUUCCUUUCUAGCGCCAAAUUUUAGUCAUAACCCUUCUCUCACAUCCCUAUUGAACCGAGAAAGUCUCUUUUUAGUUUUAGAAGGCAAUUGAUGACCAUAAAAGGCAAUCUUAGAUUUAACGCUCUGAUGAGUUUGCAACCAUAUCACUGAUACAAAAUGGAGUUGAUCGAGUACAGCAUCAUCGCCUCCUCAUUUGCCUUCCUCCUUUGGAUCCUGUUUUUAGUGACUGCCAUUAUUUKAUUCAUAACAGGAAAAUGGAACGAUCUGGUGGACUUAAUAGCCUUCAACGUGUUCCCAGGCAUCCUAAAGUCCAAGAAAAACGACAGGAACGAGACUGUGGUUUAUCUAAGACAGGGAAAAAUUCUAUUACAGGAAAAAACCCUCUCAGAAGCUAAGAAGGCAUUGUCUCGGGUUUCUCUUCUUUUUAUAACUUCUGUCUUCAUCGGAUUUGGUCAUUUCCUUUUCCUCGAGUAUUCAUACGGCUGCAAAAACGAUCAAAGUCAUGAUUGUUUCGAGUUCCCCAUCCGCGAUGGAUUUCAUGCUGUACGUGCAAAUUGCUCUGACCCAGAUAUCUUGCAAGGCAAGACUCGAGUCAUUUGCUACACAUUGGUAUUCCACUUUGAGCUUGCUGUUGGCAUAAGUUACGGGAUGUACAGGGUUUGCGAGGUGCUUUUGUCGCUUACUUCAACAUUGUUCCUCAAAAUGAACCAGAAUCAAUUGAGGUGUUUUCGGAUAUCAGUUUUGAUUAUCACGAUCAUCAUUUAUGUCAUUACUCUUGUUCUUUCCAUAGUCUAUAAAUCCCAUCCUGUCUUUAGAAUUAACAUUAGCAAUUUAAAAUGGUUCCUUAAUGUUUUUUUGGCAUUUCUAACAAUAAAUUGGUAUAACUUUUUUAUGCCAUGGGAUAAAAUUAUCGAACAAAGAAACAGAGAAAAUACUGAGGAAGUAGGCUUGCCGGAUAACUUAGACCCAACAAGCUCGGCUUAAUUUUUUUUCAUGAGAAACAUAAGAAACAAAAGACACCUCGCAGACAGUAAUGUGAUUAAUAACGUACUCGCCAAAACAUUYCAAAAAGAAAGAAAAACACGUUGAAAUGGGGCAAGAAAUGACCAAUGAAAUGUACAAAAUAACAUUAUCCGUCAAUAGCAAGUCACAAAAAAUGAAAAUAUCUUAAUCAUAGUUUGAAUAUGAAAGUCUUCAGUUGCUAUAGAAAGAUGCCCAUCAAGGAAAACGUAUACACGUUAAAAAACUGUGCCCUAAAGUCUGAAUGCCAAAACAAUGUCAUACGAUCAAAACUCCACCAAUCACAAGCCACGGAAACGGGUGCUGGCUUAUUUUCAACAAUUUCUUGGAAGCCGAGCUCAAUUUGUUAAACAUUGAAAAGACUAGAUUUGCAUUUCUUGGUAGCGAUCAACCCGAAUGAAGAAAUCCAUAGCAAAAUACAUACGAAUGCCAAGAAGAUAGAAUGGCAAUGUUGCCACAGACAAAACAAUGAUAGCUAGAAAGCUUGAAUUACAACAAACUGUCUAAAA